This is a messenger RNA of Balaenoptera ricei (Rice's whale), 2256 nucleotides long. It is a transcript of the gene BBOF1, whose product is annotated as basal body orientation factor 1. Lineage: Eukaryota; Metazoa; Chordata; Mammalia; Artiodactyla; Balaenopteridae. The record is from RefSeq and is a predicted model, not a curated record. The transcript has 12 exons. The coding region runs from base 93 to 1829 and encodes 578 amino acids.
GGGCUCAGUGUGCCGGUUGUCCUUGGAGAUGGAGCCGGGCCUGGGCGGCGCAGAGAGGCGACAACGACAGCGGGGCCCCUGGAGAAGCCAAGAUGCCAUCGAAGGGAAAGGACGAAAAGAAAGGGAAGGGUAAAGGUAAAGGCAAAGACAAAGGCAAAGACAAAGACAAGAAGAAGAAGAAGAUGAUAAAAGUUGAGGAAUCUGCCAUGGAGAGAGCCAAGGCCAAUGCCUCCCUGUGGGAGGCCAGGCUGGAAGUCACAGAACUCUCUAGGAUUGAGUAUCGUGAUACUUCCCAGAGACUGGCAAAAUGUAAUGAAGAAUUAAAGAAACAGCAGUAUAGAAUGGAGAAAGACACAAUGUCUGUAUUGAACUACCUGAAGAAACAGGAUCAGGAGAAAGAUAAUCUGAUUGAAAAACUGAAACAGCAAUUGAAUGAAACUAAGGAAAAAGCCCAAGAAGAGAAGGAAAAAUUGGAACAAAAAUAUACUGUACAAAUAAGUGAGCUGGAGGGACAGUUCCAUCAAAAAGCCAGAGAAAUUGGCAUGAUUCAGACAGAGCUCAAAACAAUAAAACAAUUCCAGAAGAGAAAAAUCCAAGUAGAGAAAGAAUUAGAUGAUCUGAAGGAGGACUUAAGGAACACAGAGCAGAAACAUCAGGAGACUCUUAGGAGAUUGGAAGGCAGGUUUUUGGAAGAAAAGCACCGACUAGAAAAAGAGGCUGAGAAGAAGAUAAUAAUGCUGGCAGACAGAGCCCACCAUGAAGCUGUUGUGCAAUUGAACAAUGCUGGAAGAGCUGUUUUUAAAGAGAAUGUUUAUCUCCAGAAAGCUCUCGCAUACCACCUGAAGGAAGCUGAUGCUCUACAAAAAAACUCUCAGAAGUUGCAAGAGACUCAGACUUCCCUUUUACAGCAAAAGGAGAUCAAUGAUCUGUUGGUUAAGGAAAAGAUAAUGCAGCUUACCCAGCAGAGAUUACAAAUCCAAACUCUUCAGAAGAAGGUAGUAAGCUUGGAGACUGCCCUGAGUUGUAUGACCAAAGAGUUUGAGACUGAGGUUUUAAAACUGCAGCAGCAGGCAAUGGUAGAGAACCAAGCGGGUCAGAGUGAAAAUUUCAAGCUGCAGCAUCUUCUUCAGAUGAAGGACAAGGAAAUGAAUCGAGUAAAGAAGCUGGCCAAGAACAUACUAGAUGAAAGAACAGAAGUGGAAAGAUUCUUUUUAGAUGCUCUACACCAAGUAAAGCAACAGAUCCUAUUUAGCAGAAAGCAUUAUAAACAGGUAGCACAAGCUGCUUUCAAUUUUAAAAUGAGAGAGGCAUGUGCAGGAAGAACAGAAUAUCCCAAAAUCCGAACAUUUGAUGGCAGAGAGCACAGCACCAAUAGUGUGAAUCAGGAUCUUAUGGAGGCCGAUAAAUGGACAGAUAUUCAAGGAAAUAUGGACAUUGGAGAUUUGACCUGGGAGCAGAAAGAGAAAGUCUUGAGGUUGCUCUUUGCAAAAAUGAAUGGCUUUGUUCCUAGGAAAUACAGCCAGAGUUCUAGACCUCCAGUUCCAGACUAUAUUGGUCCUGAUGAUGAAACAACAAAGGAGUUUGGGAAUGAAAGUAAGCUUCAAGAUCAAACCUUCAUCACCCAGCAAGUGCCAAUCUUAGACUCUACUGGUGAACUGGUGAUACCCAAUAUUCAGAAAGGAUCACAAGAGUCUGACAUAGGAACCUACUGUCAAGCACUGCUGAACAACAUAUACCCUCACAGAAGCUGCUGGCAGGCCCUUCCUUGCAGAAUCCUUGUUCCUGAAUAUGUUCAAGAAAGUUUCUUAGAGGAAAAAUAUUUUUUUUAAACUUAAAGUCACCUGUUUGCCAUAGAAAUUAGUGUCUCCCCUGAAGGAAGCUCGAGAGCCGGUGAAUGAGAACAUUGGCAAAGGCACUGGAAUGGGCACAUUCACCCCGACCUAAAGCAGAACAAAUCCAUGUCAAAUACUAAGAAAAACACUCAAACAAAGGAACUUUCCAUUUAGAAGCCCAAAUGCUUGGCAUCAGAGAGACCAAUUUUAACUACCCACCUUCCACCCGAUCCUGCAUCCCAUGAGCUUUUAUUCCUGAGGAAGAAAUGGGGCACUGAGGGAGAUCAGAGGGGCAGUGACUGAUCGCUGUUUACCUUCUCCCCUUACAUAGGAAACAGUAAAUGGCUACAAGAAUAUCCUAAGAAUUCUGUUCACAAACCUGUCCGACAUCUACCAGGUGGGAAUACUUCCGAGCAGUGGCUCC